Molecule: messenger RNA, 1774 nt
Organism: Cylicocyclus nassatus
Lineage: Eukaryota; Metazoa; Nematoda; Chromadorea; Rhabditida; Strongylidae
Source: the annotation of a GenBank genome assembly
AGACCAACCACUAAUCCUUGCGCUUACAGCCUGUGCUAACGAUAAGGCGAGAGAUUCAAUUUUUCUGUUGAUAACAAGCUUUUUCGCCUCGUUGUUGGCGCAAGCACGUGACGGCCACCAGCUACUGAACUAGCACAUUUGGCUUUGGAGAUCUAUAUUUGAAGAUUUACCAUGUCUUGGAGUGUGCGAGUCAAUGGAUCGAUUCCGGAGAAUGGACUAAAAAUAACAAAAGAUGGCUCUUUACCUUCUGCAUCGUAUUCUGCACGAAAUUCAUUUGCGGACAUGGCGAAGCCUUAUAUGAACCCUCGUGGACUUAGUUGGUUUGUCACAGGACUGUUUUUGGUCGGUGACUUGGCUGGUGGUGGAUUGGUGGCAUUGCCAACAGCUAUGAUCCAAUCAGAAUUUUAUCCUGGUUUGGGCAUUUCCGUCAUAAUGAUUGCCGCCGUUACAUACACUGCUUAUGUGCUCGGUCUUAGCUGGAAUAUCCUUUUGAAUACAUGGCCAGAAUAUCGGGAACAUUGCCGGAAACCAUAUCCAGAAAUCGCUAAAAGAGCUAUGGGAGAUGUAGUCAGGAAAAUCGUAUCUAUAUGCAUUGAUAUCACACAAUUCGGUAUUGCGGUCGUCUAUCUGUUGUUAUCAGCAAAGAAUAUACAUGAUAUGAUCAAGACUUUUUCCGAUACUGAGUUCAGCUACUGUUUUGUGGUAUUGAUCUUGGCUGUAUGUUUGCUGCCGCUGACAUUUUUGAAAUCACCUCAGGAUUUCUGGUGGGCUGUCGUGAUCGCUAUGAUCACCACUUCAUGUGCUGUAGUAUUAAUCCUCAUCGGAGCAUCGCUUGAUUACGGUCUCUGCUCUGGUUACACGGGAAUGCCUGAGUACAAGACGAAGAACUUCUUCCUUGCACUAGGAACUCUACUUUUUGCUUAUGGCGGUCAUCCAGCUUUUCCAACUAUCCAACAUGACAUGAAGAACCCAUCAGAGUUUACAAAAUCUGUUAUUUUGGCAUUUACAAUUAUGGGUGUUAUGUAUGCUCCUGUCUGCAUUAUGGGUUAUUUAACCUAUCACGAUGCUAUCAGAGAUUCCAUUAUUCCGUCUAUACAGACCACAUGGAUCCAGCAAGCAGUCAAUAUAUUGAUCACUCUUCACUGUCUCCUGACGUUAACAAUUGUCUUCAAUCCUCUUAAUCAGGAGAUAGAAGAUCUCUUCAACUGUCCUCAUCAUUUUGGCUGGCAGCGGGUUGUAAUUCGCACGGGCAUUAUGGUGGCAGUCGUGUUCGUGGCAGAAAGUAUUCCAAACUUCGGACCUUUACUAGAUCUCUUCGGCGGAUCUACACUUACGUUGACCUCUGUCAUAUUACCAUGUUUGUUCUAUCUUUAUCUAAAUGCUCGUCAAGAAAGGGAAAAGGAUCUGGGGAAGAAGGAUGAUACUCCUGCUACGCUGAAUGAAGUAUUCCGAUACAACUCAAGAAGAACCCUCAUCAUCUGCAUUGCGAUCAUGGGAUUUGGUUUGGUGGGAGGUUUUGCGGCUACAUUCUCAGCUAUUGUAGAGCUGACAUCAACGAAUUUCUUGUUACCCUGUUACGUCAGCCCAUUCGUGAACAAGAAACAUCCAAGUGAUAACGGCGCCAGCGUGUACUGUUGUGGACCCUACCAGAAUCUCACUCACAAUGGACUUACAUCUCAAUGUGUGGCAAUGCCAGACCACCCCUUCUACGGCUAGAAGAUAUUGAUAUCACUAUAUGGUGUGCAAAGCUUUAAGCACUUAAACAUGUAUUCUG